Molecule: messenger RNA, 1154 nt
Organism: Electrophorus electricus (electric eel)
Lineage: Eukaryota; Metazoa; Chordata; Actinopteri; Gymnotiformes; Gymnotidae
Gene: nubp1
Product: nucleotide binding protein 1 (MinD homolog, E. coli)
Biological process (GO): iron-sulfur cluster assembly
Cellular component (GO): cytosol
Molecular function (GO): 4 iron, 4 sulfur cluster binding; ATP binding; ATP hydrolysis activity
Source: RefSeq, a predicted model, not a curated record
GCACGCUACCGGAAGUAUGAUUUGAAGGAUGGCGGAGGUUCCAAACGAUGCUCCUGAACACUGUCCGGGCAGCACCAGUGAGAAAGCGGGGACGUCGGCGGCGUGUGAGGGCUGUCCAAACCAAUCAGUAUGCGCAUCUGGCGCUCCCAAAGCUCCAGACCCCGCCAUAGAAGGAAUCCGACUGAAGAUGGCCAGCGUGAAGCAUAAGAUUCUAGUGUUAUCAGGCAAGGGGGGCGUUGGGAAGAGCACAUUCAGCGCAAACUUGGCUCAUGCACUGGCCAGUGAUGGCACCAAAGAGGUGGCCGUGCUGGAUGUAGACAUCUGUGGACCAUCCAUACCUAAAAUAAUGGGGCUUGAGGGGGAACAGGUCCAUCAGAGCGGCUCAGGCUGGUCCCCUGUGUAUGUGGAGGACAACCUGGCAGUCAUGUCCGUUGGCUUCCUGCUUGGGAGCCCUGAUGAUGCUGUCAUCUGGAGGGGUCCGAAGAAGAACGGCAUGAUCAAGCAGUUCUUGAGGGACGUGGACUGGGGCGAACUGGACUAUCUGAUAGUGGACACGCCUCCGGGUACAUCUGACGAGCACCUGUCAGUGGUGCAGUACCUCAGUGGAGCUGGCAUUGACGGAGCAGUCAUCAUAACCACGCCUCAGGAAGUGUCCCUGCAGGAUGUGAGAAAAGAGAUCAGAUUCUGUCAGAAGGUAAAGUUGCCUAUCAUCGGGGUGGUGGAGAACAUGAGUGGCUUUGUGUGUCCAAAGUGCAAGAACACAUCCCAGAUCUUCCCACCGACCACGGGAGGGGCGCAGAGGAUGUGUGAAGAUCUGUCACUUCCACUGCUGGGCCAGGUGCCCCUGGACCCACGAAUAGGAAGAAACUGUGACCAGGGAAAGUCUUUCCUGAAUGAAGUGCCAGAGUCGCCCGCAUCCAUGACCUAUCGCACCAUAAUACAGAGUAUAAAAAAUUAUUGUUCUUCCAAUUUUGCAGCAGAUGCAAAUGCAGACUAGAUCUGUACAACCAUCGAGUGGAACGGAAAGACCAUUAGAUGAAAAGUCUCAUCUUGUAUAAUAAUAGAUAUUCAAUUGCAGUACAUCACAACCUUUCCUUCAGAGUUGUAUUUUUCUUCUGUAUGCCUAGAAUAAACCUUCUUUAUUACUAUUCUCA